Effrenium voratum is the source of this 306-nucleotide messenger RNA. The record is from the annotation of a GenBank genome assembly. NCBI's taxonomy places the organism in Eukaryota, Dinophyceae, Suessiales, Symbiodiniaceae.
AUGUCACAGCUGCUGUUGCCCGACCACUUGGCGGCAACUGCAAUCCUGAUUUCCAGCAAUCCUUGCAAUGUCUCAGCUGCUGUUGCACGACCACUUGGCGGCAACUGCAAUCCUGAUUUCCAGCAAUCUUUGCAUAUAAUGUCUCAGCUGCUGUUUCCCGACCACUUGGCAGCAACUGGGUGCGCGUGGGCGCGCGUGGGUGCGCGUGGUGCAAUCCUGAUUUCCAGCAAUCUUUGUAAUGUCCCAGCUGCUGUUGCCCGACCACUUGGCAGCAACUGCAAUCCUGAUUUCCAGCAAUCCUUGUAA